Columba livia (rock pigeon) is the source of this 2454-nucleotide messenger RNA. RefSeq names its product heat shock transcription factor 2 (gene HSF2). Bases 114 to 1805 code for a protein of 563 amino acids. Gene Ontology annotation, molecular function: DNA-binding transcription factor activity; sequence-specific DNA binding. The record is from RefSeq and is a predicted model, not a curated record. Lineage: Eukaryota; Metazoa; Chordata; Aves; Columbiformes; Columbidae. The transcript has 13 exons. Gene Ontology annotation, biological process: regulation of DNA-templated transcription.
GCCGCGCAUGCGGGGGGCGCCCGGUGCGCAGGCGCGGGGCGGGAGAUAGUCGAGCUGGUUCUCCUCCCCCUGCGCCCCUCCCCCGGCCAGACGGCAGAGGAUCUCGAGCGACAAUGAAGCAGGAGCAGCCGCAGACCCCCCAGCCGCAGCCGCCGCCCUCCGCCAGCGCGGGGGUCCCGGCCUUCCUCAGCAAGCUGUGGGCGCUGGUGGGCGAGGCUCCCAGCAACCAGCUCAUCACCUGGAGCCAGAAUGGCCAGAGUUUCUUGGUGUUGGAUGAACAGAGAUUUGCAAAAGAGAUUCUUCCCAAGUACUUCAAGCACAACAACAUGGCAAGCUUUGUCAGACAGUUAAACAUGUAUGGCUUCCGUAAAGUUGUCCAUCUUGAUUCUGGGAUCGUCAAACUGGAGAGAGAUGGUCCAGUAGAGUUUCAGCACCCAUAUUUUAAGCAAGGCCGGGAGGACUUGUUGGAACACAUUAAAAGGAAGGUUUCUUCUUCAAGACCUGAAGAAAACAAGAUACGUCAGGAAGAUCUCUCCAAAAUAAUAAGUAGCGCUCAAAAGGUGCAAAUUAAACAAGAGACUAUUGAAUCUCGAUUGUCUGCUUUGAAGAGGGAGAAUGAAUCUCUUUGGAGGGAAGUGGCAGAACUGAGAGCAAAACACUUGAAACAACAGCAAGUUAUUAGGAAAAUUGUACAGUUUAUUGUUACCUUGGUGCAGAAUAACCAACUAGUGAGCCUAAAACGCAAGAGGCCUCUACUUCUGAACACUAAUGGACCUACAAAGUCAAAUGUAUUUCAACAAAUCGUGAAAGAACCAGCUGACAGUAACCACCAUGUACCUCUAAACAGAAAUGAGGGCUUAAAACAAAGGGAACAGAUUUCAGAUGACAUCAUUAUUUAUGAUGUCACUGAGGAUGUGGGCGAUGAAGAAAAUCCCAUGGGUGAUGAAGAAAAUCCUCCUAUUACACCAGAAGCAAAUGAAGAUACCACUUCAGAUUCUUCCAACUGUAGUCAUUCUCCUGAUAUUGUAAUUGUGGAAGAUGAUAAUGAAGAAGAAUAUGCCCCUGUAAUUCAAGAGGAUAAAAGCACGGAAUCAGUUGCUGUCACAGCUAGUGAUCCCCUCAGCCCAGUCAGCGACAGUACAAGCCCACUCAUGUCAAGUGCUGUACAGCUGAAUAACCAGUCAACUUUAACUGCAGAAGAUCCAGUGUCAAUGAUGGAUUCUAUACUUAAUGAGAAUGGAGUCAUUUCACAGAAUAUAAAUCUUCUUGGAAAAGUUGAACUUCUGGAUUAUCUUGACAGUAUCGACUGCAGUUUAGAGGACUUCCAAGCUAUGUUAUCAGGACGACAGUUCAGCAUAGAUCCAGAUCUCCUGGUUGAUCUUUUUACAAGCUCCGUGCAGAUGAAUCCCACAGAUCAUAUCACUAAUGCCAAAAUGGAGACGAAGGGAAUAGAAACGAAGAAUAACGCUGGUCCAGAAGCUGCACAGGAAACACAAGUUUCUAAGCCCAAAUCAGAUAAGCAGCUCAUACAGUACACUGCGUUUCCACUCCUUGCAUUCCUCGAUGGCAACCCAGGCUCCACUGUUGAGAGCGGGAGCUCUGCAGCUGAAACUCUUUCCUCUGCUGACAAGCCCCUGGAAGUGGAUGAGCUCCUGGAGAGCAGCCUGGAUCCCGAGCCCACCCAGAGCAAACUGGUGCGGCUGGAACCGCUGACAGAGGCAGAAGCAAGCGAAGCAACACUGUUCUAUCUAUGUGAACUUGCCCCAGCACCCAUGGACACAGACAUGCCCUUUUUGGACAACUAAUGUCAUGGGGACUCUGUAUAUAGUCAUGAAGAUGAACUAUUUAUUUAGAAUGUUGUUUGGUAUAUGAGUUUUUUGUAUAUCACUGUUUUAUGUAACCAGGUAACGUGGAAUCUAAAAUACAUUUUCUAUGUUACUUCCUACAAGCAACCGUUUACCUGGUUAGACAAGCUGUUAGACACGGUUGGCAAUACCAAGUCAGACUGUUACUGUGCUGCUGUCAAAUACUUGGUAUUAUGCAUAUCGCUAACUAUCCCAGGUAACUGAACACUUGUUAAUAGUAAGCUUUAUGAUUUCUUAUACUUCUGGUCUUACAUAUGAUGACGUAAACCUGUAGUGUAUGGUUAGGGAGCACUGACUUUCUGUAUCUUGGGUAUUUUCUAUUUUUUACAACAUUUUGUUUAACAAACAUGAGGCUUUUUUGGGGUGGGGGGGACCAGGACCUGAUCUAGGCUUUUUUUUUCCCUGCUUGAACUGGGAUCAAAGUGCCUGUACCUUGCUGAUUUUUGGUUCUGCCUUACUUUCACUUCAGUGGAAGUGCUCACACAUAGCACAAACCGGGCAAGUUCUGUGGCCACCAGGCCCCUUGACUGCAUGAGUACUUUUAACUUGGACCAUCUACUCUGAUAUAAUAAAUGUUACUUAAGUGUGA